UAAAUCUGUUGCAAUUGUGUAACCAUUUAUCUCACAAGGAAAUGACAUCAUGUGUUGAGUGUAUGGUCGCCUCGUCCAUCCAUAUUAAACAGCAAAGACAAUACAGAACAAAGCAGUGGAGUCCAUGAGCCAGCAUGCUGAUAGACUUCCCCCGUUCCCCAAGCUGGUCUCUAAUAUGCAUGCAGACAACUUCUUUGUGGAUAUUUGGAUUUCCUCACCAUAGCAACAGAGCUGCAAAACCGUGCUGUACAACCUCUCAUCAGACACAGUCGUGUCUAGGCAUCGCACGACGCACGGGAGCCAGACGAAAGGGAGAUAAGAAGAGGAAAAAGACAGCGGGGAAAAGGACACUGCUGCCUCGCACCUAAUUUUCUGUGGGAAUUCUCCUCAUUAGGACCAUGACAGCUCAGUUACAACGGCUCCGAGGUGCCAAGGGUCAUGCUCACAGUCACCGCUCGAGCAAUCAUUCCUGCGCUCAGCUGAGGGACAAAUGGAUGGAUGCAACAAUUUCACUCUUUGCUCACCAUGACAGAGCCUCUCUUUGCUGAAUCCUUUUGUGUCAGACUGCCAGGCUUCGAUCAAGUUUUAGUUAAUUGCAAAAGAGCGGCUGGAAAAGCUCCCCCUCCACUUCCACGAUGCCAAUGUGUUCAUGCCUCUGAUUUUUCCACUAAUUCUGCUCUCUGGUCUCUGUUUACCUCUGUCUGCUGCUUUCUCCACCCCUUUUCCUCAGUCUCUCAUGCUUUCGCGCUCCCUCCCACAGCUCGCUAUCUCUCCUCCCCUCGUGCCUUCAAAGCCAGCAGUCUGCUCGUCACUCCAGGGCUGUUUGCUACAUGAUCUCUUGGAAAACAGCAUCCACAUCUUGCUCGAGCUGCUCCAUGUGCAAGUCUUAAGAUUUCUUGCCCAGGACGGCAGGAUGCUCCUGCACUGGCACUGAUUCUUUGUUUUCCAUUUCCCUCCCCUUUCCUAAUCUCCUGCCCUCUGACCCUCAUCCCUCUAUCCCUGACCCUAUUCCCUCUCUUUUGCCCCUCUUUCUUGACAAUGUUGCCAUGUGUCUACUGGCUCCAGCCUGUCCUUGCCUUGCUCUUCUUCGAUUUGUUCACUCAAGGGGAAAACUGUCCAGCAACCUGCCUUUGCCCAGACCCUCACACUGUGGACUGUAGUGGGCGCAGACUUAUCCAUCUUCCAGACGAGAUCCCCUUGGAUGUGCGGAGGCUGCUGUUGGCAAACAACUGGAUCCCAUGGAUUCCUUCAGAUUUCCUUGUGCUCUACAGCGACCUGGUCUACCUGGACCUCCGUAACAACUCACUCUCGCACAUCGAGCCAGGCACCCUAAGCACUUCCUCCAGGCUGGUUUUCCUGGACCUCAGUUGCAAUAACCUGACAGAUAUCCCCAAAGGGACUUUUGGGGAGACAAGGAGCUUAAUUAAGUUGCGCUUGGGCAACAACCCGCAUUUGAGCAUGGUCAACGAAGAUGCUUUCAUGGGUCUUACCUCCUUACGUGAACUAGAACUAGAAUGCAAUGCUCUGUCUGGGUUACAGGUGGGUGCCCUCAGCCAGCUGCCCUCUCUCAGGGUGGUAAGGUUAGAGGGCAACCCUUGGGUGUGCAACUGCAACUUUGCCAACCUGUUCACCUGGCUAUUGGAAAACAUUCACAAGCUUCCCAAUGGUAUAGAGAGUAUGGAGUGUUCCUUGCCCACCGAUGGACGCCGUGUGCCUCUCAGCCAUCUCUCCCAGGACAGUUUUCGGGAGUGCCAGAUCACCCUCACCCUCACUGAUUUCCUCAUCAUCAUCUUCUCUGGCAUCUCCGUCUCAGUAGCCGCCAUCAUGGCCAGCUUCUUCCUGGCAUCCACCGUCCACUGUUUUCAGCGCUGGAGCAAGGGCACUAAAGGAGAUGAGGAGGAGAGUGAAGAAUGAAGAGGGAAUUUAGAGCUUGAAUGACCUUCAGUCUGAUUCAGAGCUACCAGUUCCUGACAGAGUUCAAACAAACAGCGUGACUGAACAGAAACAAGGUAGAACUCGGGCAGAAAUAACAUGAUUGAUAGUGUCAGCAUAGUAGGGACACAGUACCCUCAGAAUCGAAGACUAUUUAGUAUGAAAUCAAGCCUUAGUAUGCAAACUUCCAGGGAUUUACUUGUUAAAGGAAAUUCUUUGAGAUCUUGUCCUGCAGUAGAGUUUCAGUGUUGUUGAAUACUCGUGUUUCCCUUCAUGUAGUCAAUACAAAGCUAGCAAAAUCCAACUGUAAUACUUGUUGAUUGUGCCAAAUUAGCACAGGUAGACAGCAAUGAUUCAGACAAGCACUAAUGAUCGAUGGUGAAGAAUUAUCACUAUAGAAAGUCAUGCAAGGUUAUGUUGCAGCUUUAUACAGCCAAGUAUACAUGCUAGAAGCCAUUUUCCUUCAAGUUUAAAAGAUGGGAAAAAAUGACUUAGACCUUAGAGAGAUUUCAGAAAGCAUUACCUGUAAUUGUAAGUAUAGAGCUUCAUGUGAAUAGUUGUGUCAAAUACCGCACUUUAAAAUGGUCCUACCUGACAUCGGCCCUCAAACCACCAGGUACACUGGUUCAGCCCAGAUCUGCCAAAGAAUGCUUUGGUUGAGGGACUGAGGUUGAUAUGUUUUGAAAUAUAGAUUUAUUUUUCUUUAAAGAAAGUUUGUGAUCUUAGCAAGAUUACAUUUAUUCAGCGUAAUAAUGAUACUACUCACAUAUAAUGAUAUA
This is a messenger RNA of Carassius carassius (crucian carp), 2711 nucleotides long. Its product is annotated as leucine-rich repeat-containing protein 38-like. The record is from RefSeq and is a predicted model, not a curated record. The transcript has 2 exons. Gene Ontology annotation, molecular function: potassium channel activator activity; voltage-gated potassium channel activity; transmembrane transporter binding. Gene Ontology annotation, cellular component: voltage-gated potassium channel complex. Bases 1039 to 1914 code for a protein of 291 amino acids. NCBI's taxonomy places the organism in Eukaryota, Metazoa, Chordata, Actinopteri, Cypriniformes, Cyprinidae.